Messenger RNA from Aspergillus welwitschiae, 1531 nucleotides. It is a transcript of the gene car2, whose product is annotated as ornithine-oxo-acid transaminase. The coding region runs from base 1 to 1380 and encodes 459 amino acids. The record is from RefSeq and is a predicted model, not a curated record. Gene Ontology annotation, cellular component: cytoplasm. The transcript has 3 exons. Gene Ontology annotation, molecular function: identical protein binding; L-ornithine transaminase activity; pyridoxal phosphate binding. NCBI's taxonomy places the organism in Eukaryota, Fungi, Ascomycota, Eurotiomycetes, Eurotiales, Aspergillaceae.
AUGGCGUCCAACGGUACCAAUGGAACUAACGGCCACAAUGGCGUCAGUUCCUACCAUGCCUCCACCACCCAAGAGGCCAUCCAGGCCGAGAAGGACUUCGCCGCUCACAACUACCACCCACUCCCCAUCGUCUUUGCUCGUGCCCAGGGCACCACCGUCUGGGACCCCGAGGGUCGUCAAUACCUCGAUUUCCUGUCCGCGUACUCCGCUGUCAACCAGGGUCACUGCCACCCCAAGCUGGUGGCGGCGCUCGUCGAUCAGGCCUCCCGUUUGACUCUCAGUUCCCGUGCCUUCUACAACGAUGUUUUCCCUCGGUUUGCUGAGUUCGUGACCAAGUACUUUGGCUUCGACAUGGUCCUGCCCAUGAACACCGGUGCGGAGGCGGUCGAGACCGGCAUCAAGAUCGCCCGCAAGUGGGGUUAUAAGGUGAAGGGGAUUCCCGAGAACCAGGCGGUGGUCCUGAGUGCGGAGAACAACUUCCACGGACGCACAUUCGCUGCUAUUUCCUUAUCUUCUGACCCCGAGUCGCGCGAGAACUAUGGCCCUUACCUGCCCGGUAUCGGCUGCACCAUUCCCGGAACGGACAAGCCUAUCGCCUACAACGAUAAGGCCGCCUUGCGGGAGGCCUUCGAGAAGGCGGGUCCCAACCUCGCCGCCUUCUUGGUGGAGCCCAUUCAGGGCGAGGCAGGCAUUGUUGUCCCCGACGAGGAUUACCUGCAGGAGGCCAGAGCCCUGUGCGACAAGCACAACGUCCUGCUGAUCUGCGAUGAGAUUCAGACCGGUAUUGCCCGCACUGGCAAGUUGCUCUGCCACGAGUGGAGCGGCAUCAAGCCUGACAUGGUGCUGCUGGGCAAGGCCAUCUCCGGUGGCAUGUACCCUGUGUCCUGCGUGCUGGGCCGCAAGGAUGUGAUGCUUACUAUUGAGCCGGGCACUCAUGGUUCGACCUAUGGAGGUAACCCGCUGGCCUGCGCGGUCGCUAUCAGAGCCCUGGAAGUCGUCCAAGAGGAGAACAUGGUCGAGCGCGCUGAGAAGCUCGGUCACGUCUUCCGCGAUGGUCUGCAGGCCAUCAAGAGCCCCAUCAUCCAGACCGUGCGCGGCAAGGGUCUGCUCAAUGCUAUUGUCAUUGAUGAGUCCAAGACCAACGGCCACUCUGCAUGGGACCUCUGUAUGCUGCUUAAAACGAAGGGUUUGUUGGCUAAGCCAACUCACGAAAACAUCAUUCGUCUGGCGCCACCCUUGGUGAUCACUGAUGACGAGGUCCAGAAGGCCUUGGACAUCAUCAAGGAAGCCGUCAACGAGCUCCCCACGCUCACCGGUGCGGCUGAGGAUGAGGUCAUUCCCCCGCCGGAGAAGAAGGUCAAGGUCAGCCUCGAGAACUAGAGGCCAGACACCACGGAGGUGACGGAUGGUAUCCUAGUGGGAAACGCACUGGGAUGAACUUGGUACAUCGACGCAACCGCGACAGUGCCUGAACAUCGUCAGCAUCUGAGUAUGGCUUGUUCCGACCAGAGACGAUGACUUGUCGUGUCGA